AUGUCUGACACCGUCACACUCUACACAUACUUCCGCUCCUCCUGCUCCGCACGACUGCGUAUUGCCCUCCACAUAAAGAAAAUCCCCUUCAACCCAGUCUUCAUCAAUCUCCUACGUGAUGAGCAAUCUUCCGAAGCUCACCGCGCAAUCAACCCAUCUGGCACCGUCCCUGCCCUAGUCGUCCAGGGCAAGUCCGGGAACCCAGUUACUGUAACACAAUCACUCGCCGCACUAGAAUACCUCGACGAAGCCUUCCCUCAAGGACCGAAACUUCUUCCCGAAGAUGCCGAGUCCCGCGCUCUUGUUCGCACUCUCUCCCAAAUCAUCGGAUGCGAUAUCCAACCGGUGACGAACCUGCGCAUUCUGAAGCGCGUGGCUCCACUCGGCGCAGACCGAGCAGUCUGGUCGAAGGAUUUGAUUGAAGACGGACUACGCGCCUACGAAACUCUUGUCUCUAAGUCUGCUGGCAAAUUCAGUGUUGGGGACCAAAUCACGCAAGCGGAUAUUUGCUUGAUACCCGCGGCUUGGGGUGCCGAGCGGGUCGGGGUGGAUUUGACUGCUUACCCUGUGACGAAUGGGAUAAUUAAUAGGCUGGAAGAGGAGGAGGCGGUUCGAUUGGGACAUUGGAAGACGCAGCCUGAUACUCCCGAGGAGUUUCGGGUGAAGCAGUAG
Messenger RNA from Penicillium cosmopolitanum, 672 nucleotides. It is a transcript of the gene maiA, whose product is annotated as maleylacetoacetate isomerase MaiA. The transcript has a single exon. The record is from RefSeq and is a predicted model, not a curated record. Gene Ontology annotation, molecular function: glutathione transferase activity; maleylacetoacetate isomerase activity. Gene Ontology annotation, cellular component: cytoplasm; mitochondrion. Lineage: Eukaryota; Fungi; Ascomycota; Eurotiomycetes; Eurotiales; Aspergillaceae. Gene Ontology annotation, biological process: L-phenylalanine catabolic process; glutathione metabolic process. The coding region runs from base 1 to 672 and encodes 223 amino acids.